ACCAACUGAUAUUGCAGAAGUAUUUUGUGGAAGACUACCGGGUUGUGUUUUGCCAGACACUAUAUUUUCAGUACUUCAAGAAGCACCAGUGUAAGUGUCUUGAACAACAACUGAUAUUGCAGAAGUAUUUUGUGGAAGACUACCGGGUUGUGUUUUGCCUGACACUAUAAUUUCAGUACUUCAAGAAGCACCAGUGUGUCUUGAACAACAACUGAUAUUGCAGAAGUAUUUUGUGGAAGACUACCGGGUUGUGUCUUGCCAGACACUAUAUUUUCAGUACUUCAAGAAGCACCAGUGUAAGUGUCUUGAACAACAACUGAUAUUGCAGAAGUAUUUUGUGGAAGACUACCAGGUUGUAUCUUGCCUGACACUAUCUUCAGUACUUCAAGAAAGGCAACAGCUGUUCUUGUAAAUUUUUAACUAGCUAUUACUAAUUAAAUAAUUAUGCUUUUGCAUGGCAGUUAAUUCUUUGAGGGUCUGUUUUCUAGUUCUACGACUUUAAAGUCAGGGUCUAAGCUGUAGUACUACAUCAUAAACUCAUCUUACUCAAAUAAGCUGUGAGCAGUAAAUUUGGGCCUAUAUAUGAGAGAAUGCAUCUAUGUGGUAAGUGUGCACCAUGUAAAACAAAUCCUGCUGCACACGGUGCAUAAUGAGAAAAAAAAACUGUGACUGUGUUUUUAGAUUAAAACAGCAAAUUUUCAGUGUAUUUUCAUAUGUUUUUUUAGUAGCAUUCACUGUUUCUUGGUGUCAUUUGAUAGAAUAGAAGAUGUAUUACAGAAAUUAUUUUGAUGGAUUUUAAUACUGAAAAUAGCUUGAAAUUGAGUUCAGAAUAGUAGAAAUGUUCUAUUUUUGCCUAUGUUAGUGGGUAAACAAAUCACAUCACGUGUCCAAUACACAUCAGCUGGUGGGUCUGAAGUGUAUUGCGGAAUGCGCUGAUAUUAUUUAUACAAUUAUUACAAUAUUGUAUAAAAAUCUUUUAUUUUUUGGUGUGAUUAAAAAAUCAAAAUGAAAUUCAUCUGUAAAGCCUGGGAAUGUUACUAAUAAAUAGAAAAAAUGUUAGUUUAGUGCCAGGAAUGCCUGCAUAGAUUAUUCUGGGCCCUAUUUUGAAAUUGGAAUAUUUUGAACUUUGUGUGAAAUGGGCCAAAUUACCAAUUUCCAAUCACUUUAUUGGGAAGUUGAAAUAGUUGAUCUGGGCAAUUUUAUGUGCUCAGUAGAUAAAAUGGAACACAUACUAGAAAAUAGCUAAGAAUUUGGUCUAGUGGAAUAAUUUAAUUGGUCAAAAACAGGAUUCAAAAUGGGAAAAAUUGCCAAUGCAUAAAUAUCUCUGACACAGUAAAAUUUGCAGGAGCACAACUUUGUCAGUUCUUUAUCAAAUUUUGUACUUUUUAUUUUAUUACCUUCAGAAAAAGAUUCUCUACAAUUUCAUAAGAAAAAAAAUAAUAUUUUUUAGAUCCUGUGGGGAAUUUUCAGAUUUGGGGUCUGAACCCUCAAAUGGUUAAUAAAAGAAUACAAGUUAGCAAUUUCGUAAUUAAAAUUUUUUAGAAAAAUCUGUUUAAACACAAGAGCAAAUAAUAAUAAUAAUAAUAAUAAUAAUAAUAAUAAUAAUAAUAAUAAUGUUGAGUGUAUCUGCAAAUUUCUAGUACAUAUAUUAAUCUUUUAACGCAAAAUAAAAAUUAUGAUAGUGUUUUAACACAAUGUAAACUUUAUUAGUGUUCAUAAGUAGGAAAAGUUUUGCCUAAAUAAUUCUUAACAUGGGAAUAUGUUCAUAAGGAAGACCAGAUGUUUAGUGUCCAAAAUAGUUAAAAAUCUUGAAAUAGACAUGUGAGUACAUAAGGAAGAUUAACUGUACCACUGUUGUAUGACUAAAAAUUUUUAAAUGAAAUAGCUUCAUUUAAAAAAAUAUGGAAAAACGUAAAGAACAUAAACCAUAUCAAUGUUCUGAGUGUCUGAAAUGUUUUAGUGUAAAAAGAUAUCUUGUCAAACAUACGAGAGUACAUACAGGAUAUAAACCAUAUCAGUGUUCAGAGUGUCUGAAAUGUUUUAGUAUAAAAAGCAGUCUUGUGUCACAUAUGAGAGUACAUACAGGAGAUAAACCAUAUCAGUGUUCAGAGUGUCUGAAAGGUUUUAGUAUAAAAAGCAGUCUUGUGACACAUAUGAAAGUACAUACAGGAGAUAAGCCAUAUCAAUGUUCUAAGUGUCAGAAAUGUUUUAGUCAAAAAGGCAGUCUUGUGACACAUAUGAGAGUACAUACAGGAGAUAAACCAUAUCAGUGUUCUGAGUGUCUGAAAUGUUUUAGUGUAAAAUGCAAUCUUGUGUUACAUAUGAGAGUACAUACAGGAGAUAAACCAUAUCAAUGUUCUGAGUGUCUGAAAUGUUUUAGUGAAAAAAGUUAUCUUGUGAAACAUACAAGAGUACAUACAGGAGAUAAACCAUAUCACUGUUCAGAGUGUCUGAAAUGUUUUAGUAUAAAACGCAGUCUUGUGUUACAUAUGAGAGUACAUACAGGAGAUAAACCAUAUCAGUGUUCAGAGUGUCUGAAAUGUUUUAGUAUAAAAAGCAGUCUUGUGUUACAUAUGAGAGUACAUACAGGAGAUAAACCAUAUCAGUGUUCAAAGUGUCUGAAAUGUUUUAGUAUAAAAAGAAAUCUUACGACACAUAAUAGAGUGCAUACAAGAGAUAAGCCAAAUCAAUGUUCUGAGUGUCUGAAAUGUUUUAGUGAAAAAAAUGAUCUUGUGACACAUAUGAGAGUGCAUACAGGAGAUAAACCAUAUCAAUGUUCUGAGUGUCUGAAAUGUUUUAGUCAAAAAUGCAAUCUUGUGACACAUACGAGAGUACAUACAGGAGAUAAACCAUAUCAAUGUUCUGAGUCAAAAAGGCAGUCUUGUGAAACAUACGAGAGUACAUACAAGAGAUAAACCAUAUCAAUGUUCCGAGUGUCUGAAGUGUUUUAGUCAAAAAAGCAGUCUUGUGACACAUACGAGAGUACAUACAAGAGAUAAACCAUAUCAAUGUUCUGAGUGUUUGAAAUGUUUUAGUAAAAAAAGCAGUCUUGUGACACAUACACGAGUACAUUCAGGAGAUAAAACACAUUAGUGUUUAAUGCUUCAAAAAUAUUUUAGUUAUAAACUCAUCAGAAUAUAUAAAAUGGAUAUACCCUAACAGUGUUGAGAGUGAAAUAUGUUAAUGAAAUGUCAGUCAUAUGAAUCUUAUAAGUUCAUAGAGGAGAUAAGUUAUAUUAAUGUUCAGAAUAUCUUAUAUAUUUUAUAAAAAGAGCAGUCUUGUGUAUUCAGAAGAGCUAAUAUAGAGUAUAAACAAUAUAUAUAGAAAAUACUGUGAGGUCAAGACUGUAAUCUGCUUACUGCAGUAAUCAAGAAUUCUGCAGUGAAAUAUUCAGUGAACAACACUGGAGUUUACCUGGAGAGAGUUCCGGGGCUCAACGCCCCCGCGGCACGGUCUGUGACCAGGCAUCCUGGUGGAUCAGAGCCUGAUCAACCAGGCUGUUACUGCUGGCUGCACACAAUCCAACAUAUGAGCCACAGCCUGGCUUGUCAGGUACCGACUUUAGGUGCUUGUCCAGUGCCAGCUUGAAGACUGCCAGGGGUCUAUUGGUAAUCCCCCUUAUGUAUGCUGGGAGGCAGUUGAGCAGUCUCGGGCCCCUGACACUUAUUGUAUCAUCUCUUAACAUGCUAGUGACACCCCUGCUUUUCAUUGGGGGGAUGUUGCAUUGUCCGCCAAGUCUUUUGCUUUUGUUGUGAGUGAUUUUCGUGUGCAAGUUCGGUACUAGUCCCUCUAGGAUUUUCCAGGUGUAUAUAAUCAUGUAUCUCUCCCACCUGCAUUCCAGGGAAUACAGGUUCAGGAACUUCAAGCGCUCCCAGUAAUUGAGUUUUUUUAUCUCCAUUAUGCAUGCCAUGAAGGUUCUCUGUACAUUUUCUAGGUCAGCAAUUUCACCUGCCUUGAAAGGUGCUGUUAGUGUGCAGCAAUAUUCCAGCCUAGAUAGAACAAGUGACCUGAAGAGUGUCAUCAUGGGCUUGGCCUCCCUAGUUUUGAAGGUUCUCAUUAUCCAUCCUGUCAUUUUUCUAGCAGAUGCGAUUGAUACAAUGUUAUGGUCCUUGGAGGUGAGAUCCUUCGACAUGAUCACUCCCAGGUCUUUGACGUUGGUGUUUCACUCUAUUUUGUGGCCAGAAUUUGUUUUGUACUCUGAUGAAGAUUUAAUUUCCUUGUGUUUACCAUAUCUGAGUAAUUGAAAUUUCUCAUUGUUGAACUUCAUAUUGUUUUCUGCAGCCCAUUGAAAGAUUUGGUUGAUGUCUGCCUGGAGCCUUGCAGUGUCUGCAAUGGAAGACACUGUCAUGCAGAGUCGGGUGUCAUCUGCAAAGGAAGAACGGUGCUGUGGCUGACAUCCUUGUCUAUGUCAGAAAUGAGGAUGGGAAACAAGAUGGAAGUGAGUACUGUGCCUUGUGGAACAGAGCUUUUCACCGUAGCCACCUCAGACUUUACUCUGUUGACUACUCUUUGUGUUCUGUUUGUGAGGAAAUUAUAGAUCCAUCUACCAACUUUUCCUGUUAUUCCUAUAGCAUGCAUUUUGUGUGCUAUUACGCCAUGGUCACACUUGUCGAAGGCUUUUGCAAAGUCUGUAUAUAUUACAACUGCAUUCUUUUUGUCUUCUAGUGCAUCUAGAACCUUGUAGUGAUUCAAUAGUUCAGACAGACAGGAGCGACCUGUUCUAAACCCAUGUUGCUGUGGGUUGUGUAAUUGAUGGUUUCUAGAUGGAUGGUGAUCUUGCUUCUUAGGACCCUUUCAAAGAUUUUUCUGAGAUGGGAUGUUAGUGCUAUCGGUCUGUAGUUCUUUGCUAUUGCUUUACUGCCCCCUUUGUGGAGUGGGGCUAUGUCUGUUGUUUUUAGUAACUGUUGGAUGACCCCAGUGUCCAUGCUCCCUCUCCAUAGGAUGGUAAAAGCUCGUGAUAGGGGCUUCUUGCAGUUCUUGAUGAACACGGAGUUCCAUGAGUCUGGCCCUGGGGCAGAGUGCAUCGGCAUGUCAUUUAUUGCCUGUUCGAAGUCAUUUGGCAUCAGGAUAACAUCAGAUAGGCUUGUGUUAACCAAAUUCUGUGGCUCUCUAAUAAAAAAUUCAUUUUGAUCUUCGACUCAGUCAGGUAAGUGAAAUAUUCUGCAAGGGAUUGGUAGCUUUAAGAGAAGCCAAUAAAUGAACAGUACUAAGCUACUUACGACAGCUCAGUGUCCUGCAUCUGCCACUGGAACAUUCUAUGGAGCUGUUAGGUAAGACACAUAUGCAACAGUUAGGUAUUUCAAAAUGUUUUGCCUACACAAUAGGCUUCUUCAGUCGAGUACAGAAAGGUUGAUAGAAGCAGAAGAGACUUGAAGACGAUGUAAUUGGUCCAUCACCCUUCAGUUUUGAGGUGGUCAGUCCCUCAGUCUGGAGAAGAGUAUUGUUCUAUAGUCUGAAACAAUAUGGAGUUGAAGUGACAGUAUAGAGCCUUAUAUACUGCCAGGAGGUGAGAUGAAGGCCACUAGUAGAGGGUUGAAUGUGGUCGUUGGGAGGUCACAUCCCUCUCAUAUCCAGCCAUUCAUUUUGAUCUUCGACUCAGUCAGGUAAGUGAAAUAUUCUGCAAGGGAUUGGUAGCUUUAAGAGAAGCCAGUCAAUGAACAGUACUAAGCUACUUGCGACAGCUCAGUGUCCUGCA
Molecule: messenger RNA, 5695 nt
Organism: Cherax quadricarinatus
Lineage: Eukaryota; Metazoa; Arthropoda; Malacostraca; Decapoda; Parastacidae
Source: RefSeq, a predicted model, not a curated record